Messenger RNA from Paralichthys olivaceus (Japanese flounder), 2953 nucleotides. RefSeq names its product ankyrin repeat and zinc finger peptidyl tRNA hydrolase 1 (gene ankzf1). Lineage: Eukaryota; Metazoa; Chordata; Actinopteri; Pleuronectiformes; Paralichthyidae. Gene Ontology annotation, molecular function: protein binding. The record is from RefSeq and is a predicted model, not a curated record.
CGCACCAUCAGGAGGCAGCUUUAUAACGCACGUCCGGUUCAUUCUACAAUUUUGAUUUCUGUGAAUGGCAGUUCGGCAAAUCCUGAGUGUUUGAAACUAAGGAAUACAUCAUGAGCGACUUCCCCGGCCUGAGAUGUCCAACACCACACGAGGUGUUCACGGAGCAGAUCAGAGAGCGGCAGCGAGCGAUUCACGAACACAGAGUGCAACUGGAGGAAGCCCAGAGGCAGAGGCAGCUUAUCGAGCAAGAGACAAAUCAGUGCACCAGAGAAACUGAGCGGAGGGCCGAGUUGAUGAUGGAUAAAAUCGGAGUCGUUGAUUUGUUACAGCAGCUGAGUCAUAUGCUGCAAGAGGAAAGGGAUCUUUCUGAACAACUGAAUGUUCUACCUUUUGACGACAGAAAUCAAAAGAGCGAUUUAGAGGAAAGAAGUGAGCGUCUUGAGAACAAGGCGAAGGGUCUUGCUGCUGAAAUUGUGGAAGUGAAAAAACAGCUGGCAGGGGCUAAAGCUCAUAAUGCGGCUGGUAAGCAGAGGCUUCGAUCAACAUAUGAACCAGCAUUUCAAAUGGAAUUCAAAGCGGAAAAAUGUUUUGUAAAUAUCAUGACGACCAACGCUGAUCACCGCUCCUUAUUCGAUUUGUGCCCAGAUGAUGAGGCUCUGCUCGGACUGAGAGAAGUGAACCGUGUCCUGAAGCAGCCUGCGAUCACCGAGCCAGCCUCACACAACACAGGGCUGGCAGAUAAAUGUCCAGAGGAUGACAGCAAGCGGGAGUCCAGCCUGACUCAAGAUGUGUCAGACAAGAUGGUCUGCACAGCCUGCAGAUGCCCCUUUAUUCAUCGUGAGGAACAGAUGGAGCACUACAAGCUCGACUGGCAUCGCUUCAACCUGAGACAAAAACUGUCAGGACUGCCGCCGGUCACUAUGGAGGAGUUUGAGAAGAAGACUGGAGCUGGAGAUGUGUCAAGUAUCUCAUGCUCAGAGUCCGAUUCAGAGGAAGAAAACUCAAAUAGCAACGGCGAGGGAACAAGCAGUAACAUCACCGGCACGGAUAACGAGAGCUCGUUUGAAACAAGUUGUCGGCUCUCCAGCAAAAUGGUUUUCCAGAACUCAGUGGGACAGUAUCUGUCAGUGUACCGCUGCAUACUGCAGGCGAAGUCAGAUGCUGAGCAGGAUGCAGGAUCCUCUCUGAUGGUCGUUAAUAAAGAGACUGUGUGGGUCAUUCUGAUGACUGGUGGAGGCCACUUUGCUGGUGCUGUAUUCAAAGGAAAAGACGUUCUUCAGCACAAGACUUUCCACAGAUACACGGUGCGAGCGAAGCGAGGCACUGCUCAAGGACUCCGAGACUCUCAGAACCGCAGCCACAUGCCGAAGUCCGCAGGAGCUGCUCUGAGGCGAUACAAUGAGGCAGCACUUGUCAAGGACAUUCAGGAUCUCCUGGUGACCUGGGCUGAACAUUUGAAGGAGGCGGCCGCAGUAUUUAUACGAGCGUCAAGCUACAACAAGACCAUCUUUUUUAGUGGUUUGGCAGCUCCCCUCGACAAAAAAGAUCCAAGGAUCCGCACGAUUCCCUUUCCCACACGAAGGGCGACUUUUCGAGAGGUAAAGAGGGUGCACGAGGUGCUUUCCACAGUUCAUGUUUAUGGGAAAGACACAGACAUGUCUGCAGUCUUCAGUCCAUCUAAGAAGGCAUGGAAAAAAAUGGUAAAACCGGUGCCACAAAAAAAGACUGAUCAGGAGCAAGCUGAAGAAAAUCGUGACAGCUCAGAUGAAGAAGAGGCAGGAGAGAUCCAGCUGGAGAUGGAAGAGCUGACAUUAGGAACCCUGGACCUCAGGGAGUAUGAAGUAUACCCCCCCAGGCACAGGAGGAGGAGGAGGAGAAAGAAGGAGGAAGCCAAAAUGCAAACUGAGGAAGCAGACAAUCAAGAAGAGGAGGUACCAGAGGCAAUGCCCACUGAAGACACCCAGCGAGCAACACAACCAAAGAGCAAGAGGAAGAAAAAAACACAGAGCAAGAAACAAGUUGAUGAAACCGUGGAUGAGUCAUGGGAGUAUGGCCUCAGGGAUGCCCUCUUUACGGCCUGCAAGGUUGGAGACAUGGAAACUCUAAGUAGACUCCUCGAGCCACUUGGAGAAACAACAAAGAGUGGAGAGCAGUCGGUGAGCAGCCCCUCCGAUGCACCGAGUCCUCGGACUCUCCUCAAUAAGCCCAUAGACUCGUCAGGGUUCACUUUGCUGCAUGUUGCAUCAGCGGCUGCACAGAAGGCAGUGGUCAGGCUGCUCCUCGAUGCAGGAGCUGACCCAGCCUGCAGGGAUAACAAAGGGCAGACUCCAUACAUUGUCGCCCCCGACAAAGACUCGAGGAAUGUCUUUCGCAAAUACAUGGGUGAAAAUCCUGAUAAAUACGACUACACCAAGGCACAGGUCCCAGGGCCACUGACGGCAGAGAUAGAAUCCAAAAUUACGGAGAAGAAAAAGGCUCAAAAGGCAAUGAAGAAACAGAAACAAAAAGAGCAGAAGGAGGAGAAUAGGAAACAAGAGGCAGAGGCAGAGGAGAAGAGGCGGUUUGCUUCUCUGCCUGACCGUGAAAAGAGAGCUCUGGCAGCAGAGAGAAGGUUAGCAGAGCAAGUAGCUGCAUCAGGAGUCGGCCUCUCUAACACCAAGAGGUGCUGGCUGUGUGGAGAGUCCCUGCUCGGGAAGACACCUUUCCAGUACCUAGAGUAUUCGUUCUGCACCCCUCGCUGUGUUCAAGCACAUCGAAAAGCAAAUGCUCCUCCAGGCAAGACUUAACACCAGUGUGGAAAUGUACAGUUGGAAGGAAACUACCUCAUGAAAUGUAAAAGUGAAUUUGUGCAGCUUUGUUUAGACUUUACCACAGUGCUAGUUUUCAUUUUCAACUCCCACAACACAUUUCAGAUAUUAUAACUAUGGACAAUGUUCGUGUAUAUGACAAUGUG